AUGGGCAAACGAAAGAAAAAUCGAACACAUCUCAAGGGCGCUGCCGCGCCGACAGCCCCGGAUGGAGUUCCCAAGUCUUUUAUCAUUAAGCACGGUCAAGUUGGUCAUUCUCUUGCCCAACUAGUUCGCGACCUGAGAAAAGUCAUGGAACCUAAUACGGCCAGUAGGUUGAAGGAACGCAGCCGAAACAAGCUUAAGGACUACUUGACUCUGGCUCCGGCAUUGCAAGUUACUCACUUGAUGGCAUUUACUCUGACGGAUAUCGCGCCGUCUUUGCGUAUCAUUCGUCUCUCCUCUGGGCCAACCCUUAGCUUCAGGGUCGAGCGGUACAGUUUGAUGAAGGAUGUUCUGAAUACAUCGCGACGAGCGAGGAGCAUUGGCCUGGAGUAUCUCAGCCCACCCCUCCUUGUAUUGGCUUCGUUUCCUCCUGCGUCUCCCACCACCCCUCCACAUCUAACCCUCCUCAUGAAAUCCUUCCAAUCCCUUUUCCCGCCUCUGUCUCCCCAAACCAUCGCACUCUCCUCCGCCAGACGUGUCGUGCUCAUAUCGUACAAUGCAGACCGUGGUACUGUGGAUUUUAGGCAUUACAUUAUCACAGUCAAAGCAUACGGUGUCUCCAAACGGGUCCGUAGAGUUCUGGACGGCGCACAAAAAGCCUCGACUGGGGUUUUGGAUCUAGGAAAUGAGAAGGACAUUGCGGAUUUCAUGUUGCGGAAACGCGGGGAGCCAGGUCCUGAUGGGUAUGAAAGCGCGGCUUCGUCGACGGAAAGCGUUGCAGGUGACGAUGGGGACGCUGUUGAUCUUGCCGACGAUUACGUUGGGCGGAAUAACAAGAAGGGUUCAAGGAGAGCUGUGCGUUUGGAUGAAGUUGGACCUCGGAUGGAGCUACGGCUCGUCAAAAUAGCAGAGGGUGUACCAGGGAGGGAAGGCAGCGUUAUCUACCACGAAUUCGGUGUGCUAUUUCUGGUCUUCAAAGGUUUCUUGAUCUUGAUUGACUUCUCUUCAGUGAAAAAGACCAAGAAGGAGGUUGCUCAGCUGAAGGAGGCUCAUGCCGCUAAAGAAAAACUACGGAAAGAGCGAAGAGAAGAACAAGAGCGCAAUGUUGCACGCAAAAAAGGUCAAGCGUUGGCUGAGGACGAGGACGAAUCCAUGUCCGAUGAAGGAAACGAGGAAUACGAGGAAGAAGGUGGCUGGAAUGAAGAAGAGGAGAUCAGCGAUGGUGAUGAAGAACAGCUCAGUGCUUCAGAGUCUGAGAGCGAAAGUGAAAUCGAACAGGCUCGACCACCGAAAAAAGCCAAAUUACGAAGCAAACGAUAG
This is a messenger RNA of Mycena indigotica, 1317 nucleotides long. RefSeq lists its product as uncharacterized. The coding region runs from base 1 to 1317 and encodes 438 amino acids. Lineage: Eukaryota; Fungi; Basidiomycota; Agaricomycetes; Agaricales; Mycenaceae. Gene Ontology annotation, cellular component: preribosome, large subunit precursor. The transcript is spliced from 3 exons. Gene Ontology annotation, biological process: ribosomal large subunit assembly; rRNA processing. Gene Ontology annotation, molecular function: rRNA binding. The record is from RefSeq and is a predicted model, not a curated record.